AUGUCGGCAUCGAAUGAGCCCCUUGCUGGAAUCGAAGCAGCAGUUCGGCUUCAAUGUCUGGUACAGACUGGGAGCGCAGCUGACUACGUUUCCGAAUUCCUGAAGCUCCGAAGCAAAAUCACACGGGAGACAUUUAUUGCAUCCAUUUUCUUCAUUGGCCUUAAAAAAGAAUUGCAAAUUGGUCUUCGUCAAUUAGGGGAGCUUCCUGACACGUGGGAAAAGAUGGCAGAGAAAGCGAUCGCUGUUAAACGUCAACUUACUGAGGAGCGAAGGCAGAAUGUCGAUUGGGCUAUCGUCAGUGCUGUUGUUGGUGCUUGA
Molecule: messenger RNA, 318 nt
Organism: Penicillium hordei
Lineage: Eukaryota; Fungi; Ascomycota; Eurotiomycetes; Eurotiales; Aspergillaceae
Exons: 2
Coding region: 1-318 (105 amino acids)
Source: RefSeq, a predicted model, not a curated record